Molecule: messenger RNA, 4482 nt
Organism: Zerene cesonia (dogface butterfly)
Lineage: Eukaryota; Metazoa; Arthropoda; Insecta; Lepidoptera; Pieridae
Gene: Ago2
Product: protein argonaute-2-like
Exons: 22
Coding region: 198-3257 (1019 amino acids)
Molecular function (GO): RNA binding; protein binding
Source: RefSeq, a predicted model, not a curated record
UAUCUGUUGCAUAUGGUGCACUAUCGAGUAUUGUUAUUACUUAUUACAUGCUAUUUGCUGAUACAUAUAUAAAUAAAUAAAGUGAACCUGAGUGAAGAGUGCGUACGAGAAGAAAGUUUUACAUUAAAAUUAUUGUGUUGUUGUUGUUCUAUUCAGCGUUUUCUCAUUUUGAAGUAACAAAAGAUACCAAAUCAAAAAUGGGAAGAGGAGGCAAGAAAAAAGGGAAGAAAGACACAGAGGGUCUUGGUUUAGGUGACCUUACCCUCGAAGACACUGGACCUUCAACAUCAGAAAUGCCAAAAGCUCCUGAGGCGGCGAAGGUAAAAGAAGAACCUACUCCAAAGGAUGAAGCUGAGGACGAGGGUGGAUUGAAUAUCGGUUUUGUUAAGAAGAAGAAUAAGAAGAAGAAGGAAGCCACCCCACCCGCACAGCCUAUGCAAACCUCAGAUCCACAUACAUCACAAUCGGUCCAAAAAAGUGCUAGCUUGCCUCAACAACAAAAACCCCAAGGCGUGUCUAUACCAACGCAACACCCGCAAUCGGCUGGAAGAGGUCGUGGUGCUCCAGGGGCUGGACGAGGUUGGACUGUGGCUGGACAACCACAACCAGUAGGUCGUGGAAGGGCAGCAGCACCUGCAUGGGCUGCUCCAAUAGCUACGCCGGGACAUGGAGACGAUUCCGUUGCAAAACCAAGUGCUCCCGCACAAGUGGAGGCGCGGGCUUCAACCAGUCGUCCUGUGCAACAAGAGCCCGUUAAACAGGCCCAGGGACCAAUGCAGUUUGGUCGUCCCACGUCUACUCUGUGCCGAUUUCAAAUACCUCAUAAAAUUAGGAGCCGAGUCGGGGUGCCUUCAGAUCCGAUUAAAGUUCUUACUAAUUAUUUACCAAUGAAUGUCAAGCCAUUGAUAAUUCAUCGUUAUGACGUUGCAAUUACGCCUGAUAGGCCUAAAAAGUUGAUGCCGAAAGUAUUUCAAGCAGUGAAAGCUCUACAUUUUCGAAAAGAUUUACUAGCAUUUGAUAUGAUGAAAAAUUGCUAUGCUCUAAAACCCCUUGUUAAGGAAAACGAAGUUUUUAAUACAGACGUGCAAAUUAAAGACGAUAAUGGGACUUUAUGCAAAUUUGAAUUUGCUUUGAAAACAACUGGGACUGUUGAUUUAGGUUCCCUUUUCAGAUAUAUGAAGGACGGGACCGCUUUGUGUCCCCCCACAGAGGCUGUUCAUUGCAUUGAUGUUAUUUUACGUCAAGGAGCGCUAGAAAACUAUGUGAAGGCGAGCCGUCAGUACUUUACGCGUCCUCGGAAUCCCAUCGAUUUAGGUGAUGGAUUAGAAAUGUGGACUGGUUUGUUCCAGUCAGCGAUAUUUACAUCGAGACCGUUUAUAAAUAUUGAUGUCGCCCAUAAGGGUUUUCCCAAAUGCCAGCCGCUGUUGGAUACAUACCGAAAUGAUUUUCGUUUAGAUGUGAAUAAUCCCUUAGAAAGGCAGCGUAAAAUUGAAUGUGAACUAUUCCGAAAAUUUAUCCAUGGACUGCAUGUAAAUGCCAUGAUUGGGGAUCAUAAAACAGGAUAUAAAAAACGUGAAUUUAUAUGCAAUUCUUUGGUAGCGCCCGCCAAUGAAUUGAAGUUUACUCUCACUGAUGCUGCUGGACGGAACGAACUGAUCACCGUCGAACAAUAUUUCUCUAAAAUUAAGGGACAAAGGCUUAAAUAUCCCUACAUGAAUUGCGUAUGGGUGGGUCCAAGAAAUAAGCAGAUAUACUAUCCAAUUGAGUUACUUGAAGUAACAUAUGGACAGGCAUUAAAUAGGCAGCUCAAUGACAGGCAAUUGCCGAAAAUGGUACGCGAAGCGGCAACGCCCCCUAGCGACCGUAAGCGAAAGAUAGAAGAAGUCAUUAAGGAUAUGAAGUAUUCCAGCAAUGAAUAUUUCCGCGAGUUUGGUUUAGAGAUAUCAACGAAAUUCUAUGAAGUCGAUGCUAAAAUUCUUCGUGCACCGAUAUUGAAUGUCGGCGAGGGAACAGUUAUACCAAGGAGGGGAGUAUGGCAAGCGAAACGUUUAUUGAGGCCAAGUGCGCUUCAGUCUUGGGGAUUCAUUGUGGUUGAAGCUGAUCCUAAUAGAUUGAACUGCCACAAUAUUAUACAAAUGAUACAACGCGUCGGCAAACAAAUGGGUAUGAGUGUUCAGGAACCAAGUUUGACGAAUUUCAACAUAAGAGCCACAGAGCUUCAUUCCACGUUCAGAAAAGCAGUUGAUAAUAAAAUUACACUAUUGUUCGUUAUCGUUAGUUCUUGGGCGCAGAAUCUUUAUCAAAAGGUUAAAAAAAUGGCAGAGCUGGAGGUUGGGAUUUUGACGCAGUGCAUAAAAGAUAACACCGCGGAGAGACGCAUGAAUGAACAAACUAUACGAAACAUAUUGUUGAAGGUCAAUUCAAAACUGAUGGGCGUUAACCAAACCCUGGAGAAUAGGUGCGUACCGCCAUGUUUGAAAGAUGGCGGCGUUAUGGUGGUGGGAGCUGACGUCACUCAUCCCAGCCCCGAUCAGACGGAUAUACCAAGUAUUGCAGCUGUGACCGCUUCGUUCGACACAAAAUGUUUCCAAUAUAACAUUGAAUUAAGCAUUCAAACACCAAAGAAAGAGAUGAUCGUCGAAUUUGAAAAUAUGAUGGUGGAACACUUGAAAGUGUACAAAAACCACCAAAAUGCACUUCCACGUAAAAUCUAUAUAUUCCGCGAUGGUGUAUCGGAAGGCCAAUUUGCUCAGGUGAUGAAUAGUGAAUUAGUGGCUGUGUACAAGGCAUAUGAGCGUUUGGCUGGCGCUAAUGCAAAACCCGAAAUCCUGUUUUUACUUGUACAAAAGAGACACCACACCAGAUUCUUUUUGGGAGAAAGUAAUGCCCAAAACGUGGAACCAGGCACGGUGGUUGAUAAGGACAUUGUGCACAACAGCGAAAUGGAUUUCUAUAUGGUGUCCCACCAAGCGAUCAAAGGAACGGCUCGACCGACCCGCUACUACGGGGUGCGGAACGACGGCAAGAUACCGAUAGAGGAAGUGGAGCAGCUCACGUACUACCUGUGCCACUUGUUCUCGCGCUGCACGCGCUCCGUGUCCUACCCGGCGCCCACGUACUACGCGCACCUCGCGUGCACGCGCGCUAAGAACCUCACAUUCGGUACGAAAUUCAACGAUAAAGAUUUGCAGAUUAAGCCUCAGCGCCUGCAAGUCCUGAGCAGAAUGCUGGAUUUCAGUCGCAUGUUCUUCGUUUAAGUUCCUAUCUUGAUUCGCGGUGUAUCUUUCUCUACAUAUUUUAUACACUUAUUUUUGUUAUAUAUUGCUGAAAAUAAAAAUUAAUUUAGCUGUUUCUAUAUAUACUCAGAAAUACUUUGCUCACAAAGAACAGUUUCCAAUUUUAAUAGACAUAACAUAAUAAUGUUUUGUUAAAAAACCCUUAAUAUAAAAUUAUUAAUAUUAUUUAUCUGUAGAAGCAUUGUUUAUACUUAGAAGCGUGAGUCGGUAGCAUUUUAACCAUAUAUCGCUUGUAUAUUAUUUAAUUUGGAAUUAUAAAAAAAAAAACACAUUUGAUUUAUAAUUAUAUUGAUAUUCAAUUUUUUUAUUAUUGCUAUGUGUAAAUCAUUAAAUAUUAUUUUUACUAAUGAAAGUCGGCCUAAAGAAAAAUUGAUAUCUUUGGCUAAAUUUUUAAUGUUUGAAAUUAUUGGCGGAAAUGUAGUAUGAAAUCUUGUAUCGUGAUUAUAUGUAUUUAUUUUGAAAAUCUCUAUCUUAUCAUUUAUUUAAAUAUCUAAUCAUUAUGUUAAAAAAUUUUACUUUUUUUUUUAUACUGUUAUCACUUAACUUGUAAGCUAACAUUAAAAUGAUGUAGGAUACUGCCUGUCUUGCAAUUGUCAGAUUUGAAUUGAAGCGUAAUCGAUAAGUAUAAUAUUUAGAAUUUAGCAAAGAUAUUUCGAUACUAAAUUGUCGUUUGUUUAUUUUAUAUUAGGCUUUUUUGAGUAGUUCUUAUGCAUAAAUAUAGGAAAAUUAUCUGCCCCUGACCUUAAACAUUAUUUUAUUACUCAUUACGUGUAAUUAUUACAUUAUAUUCGUUUUUUUAACAUAUUUUAACGCAAAAGACCAUGGAUCAAUCAUGAUAAAUAGAAAAGUAUGAAAGUCAUAUGGUAUUAUUUCUCUAACAUGUAAGAGAAAAUUACUACUUCAUUCUCGUAUAAAAAAUGUACUAAAAUGCUUAUUGUAUAACUAAAAUACUUAUUGUAUACAUCAUUGCUAUAGAUUAGGCACUGGAGUUAAUGUUUUCUUUCUAAAACAUGUAUUUUAAUCUUUAGAAUAGGUAGCUUGAAAAUGUAUGUUACACAAAUCCUAUGUCUAUAUAAUCAUUAUUUACUCGGAAAAAAUGUGCAUUUAAUCUAGGAAAAUCAGGGACAUGUUCACACUAAUCUGUAUUUAAAAUCUGGAUGUUUUAAUAAAAUCUUCAAAAAGCACA